AUGACCGACUACACCGACACAAACACCUACGGCACCACAGGUACCGCCUACGGCACCGCCGGCAACACCUACGACAACACGGGCACUGCCUACGGCACCACGGGCUACGGCACGACCGCCCGCGACUACGACACAACCGGCUACGGAACAACAGGCUACGGCACCACGGGCUACGGCACCACUGGCUACGGAAGCCGCUACGGGUCCAACGCGUACGACAACACCUACGGCACAACGACCUACGACAACGGCUACGGGACCACAGCGUAUGACCCCAGUACUGGGGCGUACGAUCAGCACAUGGAUUAUCGGACUGAUGGGAGCCAGAGACAUCAUCGGGAGCGGGUGAAUCCGAGUGGGACGUAUCGGCAUCGGGAUGUGGAUAGACGGGAUGAUGGAAGUACGAGGGUGCAUAGGGAGUAUGAUAAUCCGAAUACCGGGACGAGUUAUCAUCGGGAUUUUGAGCGGUAA
Molecule: messenger RNA, 471 nt
Organism: Aspergillus chevalieri
Lineage: Eukaryota; Fungi; Ascomycota; Eurotiomycetes; Eurotiales; Aspergillaceae
Exons: 1
Coding region: 1-471 (156 amino acids)
Source: RefSeq, a predicted model, not a curated record